CGCGGGCCGCCGCCUCCCGGGGCUCCCGAGGGCCUGUGACCUCCCUCCAGCCCCCCAAGAGUGGCGGCUGCCAGCCCCGGGAACCAUCCCAGCCCCAGACCAGGGCGGAUUCGCGGAGAAGAGACAAUGCUUAAGACUACAUGGACAGCACUCUCCCGGACCACCUGAAUUGUACUUGAACCUUGAAUUAUGACAACAGGGGCAAACAUGCUGGAUCCCACAAGUGAACUAGAGUUUUUUACCCAAGAAAAUAUGGAGGAGAUCUCCCAGCUGGCUUCCCUGGAGAUGUUAGGGGAUGUAGUCGCCAUGAAAAAAUCUUCAACCAUUGUCCCAGAAAAACCUAGCUAUCCAGACUCCGUGUACGUUAUGGCAGCGAACAUUUUUCAGAGUAUUCGGGUCGAAAAGUCGCCAGACAGAGUCCUAAUAAAGUACGGGAACGAACCCCUGCCGUCCUGGUCCCAAUCUGAGGAUGAAGCCUUCCAGCGCUCCUCCUAUGAGCUGGCUUUCAGUGCCCUGAAGUAUCAAGAUAUUUUGGAAACUAUAUUAAUAGACAGUACUGUCUUCCCAAGUACUACAAUACCGGAUCAUUUGAGCAGUCUUAUUAUUGUGAUGCUGUACGAUUUCCAAGAUAGAAAAUUUCAGCCCCGUGCCUUUCCCAAUAAUGAAGAGUCCAUAUCAGAAGUUCAAGAAGUGGAGACCCUGCUUAACAGCUGUAAGACAAAGUUGGCUGCAUCAUUGGCGAGAUGUCGAAUCAAACACGACGCCCUUUCAAUUUACCACAUUCUACCAGAGACAGUUAGGAAACAGGAACAGAGGGCCUCCACUUUGCCUCUUUAUGCUUGGAUAAAUACUGGUAAAAUCAGCCCUGAAGACGUCUAUAGUAGUCUAAGGAGAAAGGGCUAUCAUAGAGUCAAGUCUGUUCUGCAUCUUGACGACAGAGUUUUUGCCAUGGAUCAGCACUGCGAUGAUGUUCUAAUUUUCCCAGCUCAUCUCAAAAGAGAUCUUAUAAACACAGAUCUCUUCAAAGAUUAUAAACUUAUUUUUCAGGACAAAUCUCGAAGUCUUGCUGUCCACUCUGUAAAAGCUUUAUUAAAUAUGGAUGAUGAUAUCCUAAUGGUCAACACAGGCUCGUGGUACACAGUUGCCCAUAUGUCAAUCUUAACAAAUAAUAACACCUCAAAAAUAUUUGUAUGUGGAAUACAAUCACAAGAUAAGGAAUCUGAACUGACGAACCUUUUUGCAAAAAUGGGAUGCCAAAACAUUGAGAUUCUUUAUGAGACGUUUGUCAGCAUUGAGCCCAAGGAUCCAAGGCUACAGAACGUCAAAGUCAUUCUGCUGCUGCCCCGCUGUUCAGGACUAGGUGUCAGUAACCCAGUGGAAUUUAUUUUAAAUGAACAUGGAGAUACAGGCUUACUUCAAGAUCUUUCUCAAGGUGGACCAACAAAAAGUAAACUUGAGAUUCUUGCUCAGCAGCAGUAUGAACAGCUCGAACACGCAAUGAGAUUCGCUAAAGUUCAAGCAAUUGUUUACUGCACGUGUUCUGUUUACGCAGAAGAAAAUGAAGCUGUCGUUAUGAAGGCACUGGAAUGUCAAAACCAAGGCAUUAAAAUACAACCUUACAGGCUCAGUCCUCCUGUUCUCCCACUGUGCUCCCUAAAGGAAAUGCAACUGUCUGUGGACAAAUUCUUUAGACUGGAACCAUCUGAUGUUACCAAUGGUUGCUUUCUUUCUAUUUUAACAAGAGAGCGAGACCCAUCCGAGACAGUAUCCGUGAAGGAUGUUCUGGCCCGAGCUGCUGCCAAAGGUCUACUGGAUGGGGUUGAGCUUGGGAAGACAUCCAAACGGGAGAAGAAGAGGAAGAAAUCCAAAACAUCACUGUCCAAAGCUCCUGCUAAUGACACCAAUGGCAUCCAAAUGAAAAUCACCGAGUUCAUAAGUCAAGAAAGUAAAGCGAGUACUUCCCAAGGCGAGGCAUUAACAACUAAAACACCUCUCCCGCCAAAAACUGCCUCCCAAGGGGGCGCUUCCUCCCAGGUCAGAAAACCCAAGCCUGGCACCAAUUCUUUACUGACCACAUUGAUGAAGACUACUUAUCCUUCCAGGCCAGAAGACCGGCAGGUGACCUUGAGACGAAGGCCAGAAGGCAAAGUGAUGCCUCUGAAGUCCGUUGAGAUUGUUUUGCCUCCAGUGAUGUUCCCAUUGUCAAGUUCCCAGGGACCCCGAGCUCAGAUGCCAGCAAACCGCAUCUACUAUCGCUUGGUUGGAUCAAAGGUUGGCACGCACAGCUAUGUUACACCAUCAGCAACCAGAAGAACGGAGAAGGCUAAGGAAAGCACACCUUCCUCCUGUGUCAGGCAUCCUAGACCAUGGCUUUGACGGUGGGGCCCUUCCUACAGGCUGGCUGGGAUUUCUUUCUGUUCAGACACUAUUACUGGGGCUUCUGGUCACUUAGUAUCUUCCCCUGCGACUUUACCUCCAUGAAGACAGAGAAGCAGUGAUGGAGGGAGCAAGCGAAGGUGUUGUGUCACCAGCUCAGUGCUGAUGUGUUUUAGGAUGCCUAGCUGCAGAUUCCUGGGAGGGAGUGUGGACUAAGCAGCUGGCUUCCCUGAAGUAGACAGAGUGCCUCCCAGCAGGCUUCUCUGCAGAGUUCAUUGAGGGGCUUGGUAGAAAUUCCUCAGAUACAAAGAAUGAUGUCCUCUCCUGCCUGCCCCAGCUCCAGCCAGGAACCUGACCCCGCUCCUUAGCCAGGAAGUUACUGUGCUUGAAACCUCUGGGAUCCCAGUUGAGGCCAGUUUUUCCCUUUAGCACCCCACUGUUCCCCAAACAGGGCAUGCCAGAAGGUUCUGCAAUGGACUGAGCUUUGACUAGGAGUAGGAAGCCCAGUACCAGGUGUGCGCAGUCCAGAUGGCCAUACAGAAAACAAUGUUUCUGGAGAAUUUCCAGAAUCCCGAGUAGACUGCACACAAUAAUCCCUUCCUUCUGUUUAUGCCAAACAUUGUUGGAAAAGGGACAGCGAGCAAAUUUCUACCUAAGUAUUCUUGUUCUGAGAAAGAGGUCUAACUGUUGAACACAAGCAAUGUAUCAUUGAAAAAACACAAAGAUUUCUGAUUCUAUGCAAAGAUCAGGUGACACAGCCAAAUGUACAAGUCAUUUUGAUGGCACACAGUGCUCAAACCUUGGUAACUCAUUUCUGAUGCACAAUUACAAUAUAUUGUAGCACUAUGUUAAUACAUUAAAUGUCAAUUACUCUUAGCUAUAUUAACAAUUGUCUACCAAUAUUGACAUGAUUAUCA
Chionomys nivalis (European snow vole) is the source of this 3293-nucleotide messenger RNA. RefSeq names its product NOP2/Sun RNA methyltransferase family member 7 (gene Nsun7). The transcript is spliced from 12 exons. NCBI's taxonomy places the organism in Eukaryota, Metazoa, Chordata, Mammalia, Rodentia, Cricetidae. The record is from RefSeq and is a predicted model, not a curated record. Bases 190 to 2376 code for a protein of 728 amino acids. Gene Ontology annotation, molecular function: methyltransferase activity.